CGCCAAUUCGCCAUUCGCCAUGUCGAGGAUUUCCUUAACGGAUGCUCAGACCAGUCAUCGGACGAGAGAUCCCUAGUUCAGAGUCCAGACUGUGGCACACAAUGGGGAAGGCAAAGAAAAAAAAAAAAUCUGUCCCGCGAUGGUUGGUCUGUACCUAAUAUAACCAAGUAUCCCAGUCCAAAACGAUAACGUUGCAUUCGGCAGACUUCAUUUCUUUUACAUAACCUACUCUUGUCAGAUUCUCCUUUAUCUGCUUCUACUCUGCGGGAAAUAGAGACGGGGGAAUCCCAGUCUACCUGGGAGGGAUUUUUAUUGAUCUUCCUUCAAUUUGAACCAGAGAGAGAGAGAGAGAGAGUCUGAGACUGACAUCUUCCACUUCGUUAUCUCUGCUCUUUCCUUUCCUUUCCCCCUUCUCUUCUUCUUCUUCUUCUUCUUCUCUGAUUCAUCGCUGCGCUUUUUGCCAAUUGGACCGUCGAGAGCCAGCCAUGGCCUCUGAGACUGAUUUCACCCCCGUGGCCAAGGAAGGAAAGGACAAGAUGCCCAACGAAGAAGCGGUUCAGCUCCCUGCUCCUCCAGCUAAUGGGAUCGACGACCUGGACUGCGAGAAGUAUGGUGCCGGCCCCGAGUCGAAUCCACUGCCAGACCUGAAGCGGAAGCUGAAGAGUCGACACUUGCAGAUGAUUGCUAUCGGUGGUACCAUUGGUACUGGUCUGUUCAUCAGUAGCGGGACUGCGAUUGCGACGGCCGGACCCGUGGGGGCUUUGAUUGCCUAUAUCUUUGUCGGUUCGAUUGUCUACUCCGUGAUGACCGCUUUGGGAGAAGUCGCGACCUAUAUCCCGAUUCCCGGAGCGUUUACCGCAUACGCCACCCGUAUGAUUGACCCUAGUCUCGGUUUUGCUAUGGGUUGGAUCUAUUGGUUUUCCUGGGCCAUUACCUUCGCCUUGGAACUGACCGCGACGGGGCUGAUCAUUCAAUUUUGGGACCGUAGCAUCAACAUUGCCAUCUUCAUCGCUAUCUUCUGGGUUUUGAUCACCAUCUUCAACUUCUUGCCCGUUAACUUCUUUGGGGAACUGGAGUUCUGGUUCUCCAGUAUCAAGGUGCUGACCGUGGUCGGAUUUAUGAUCUUCGCCAUUUGCAUCAACGCGGGAGUGGGCGAUGAGGGUUACAUUGGGUUCCGCUACUGGGUUCACCCCGGCCCCUUCAAUCCAUACAAACACGUCACGCCUGAGUCGACGGCCAAGUUUGUCGGUUUCUGGGCGGUUCUCAUCCAGGCCGGGUUCUCCUACCAGGGGACAGAGUUGGUCGGUAUUGCCGCUGGCGAGACCGAGAAUCCUCGCCAGACUGUGCCGUCGGCUAUUCGCAAGACCUUCUUCCGUAUCCUGUUUUUCUUUGUCCUGACCAUUUUUUUCAUUGGAAUUGUGGUGCCCUCCAACAACGACAACCUCCUCACGGACGGAAACGAUGCCAACUCGUCGCCAUUCGUCAUUGCCGCCAACCUUGCUGGUGUCAAGGUUCUCCCCUCGAUCAUUAAUGCUGUGUUGUUGACGGUGGUGCUCUCGGCCGCCAAUUCCAACGUCUACAGCGCUAGCCGUAUUCUGAUUGGUCUGGCCCAGGAGGGAUUUGCUCCCAGGUUCUUCAAGAAAACCACCAAGAACGGGGUGCCUUACUACAGUGUUGCCUUCACCGCCUGCUUUGGUCUGCUGGGGUUCAUGAAUGUCUCCAGCGCGGGAAGCACUGUGUUCAACUGGUUCCUGAACAUCUCGAGUGUGGCCGGUUUCAUUAGCUGGGCUUCGUUGAAUGCAUGCCACCUCGCGUUCAUGCGCGCGUUGAAAGCUCGCAACAUCUCCCGCGACCUGCUCCCCUACAAGGCUCUGUGGCAACCGUUUUACUCCUGGUACGGGCUCUUCUUCAACAUCCUCAUCAUCAUCACCCAGGGGUUCACCUCGUUUAUCCCCAGUUUCAAUGUCCGGGAGUUCUUCAUCGCCUAUAUCAGUGUGAUUCUCUUUGUGGUGCUCUAUGUCGGACACAAGAUUGUCUACCGCACAUCGUUCGUCCAGCCUAUCGAUGCCGAUAUCGACACGGGCCGUGUUGCCUUGGAGAACGAGUACUGGGAGACCACGACUUCGGACGAGAAGUGGUAUAAGCGAAUGUACAAGGCACUUUUCUCCUAAGACGUGCUCGUUACCUCAUCCAAUCUUUGUAUAUUUCUGCUGGGGUCCCGUUUUUGGAUGUACAUUAUUAUGUUGUUUACGUUUUUGGAUGUCAAGCAUUGGCAGGGAGUUUGGGUGAAUUAGAAAUAUAUAUCU
Molecule: messenger RNA, 2306 nt
Organism: Aspergillus ochraceoroseus IBT 24754
Lineage: Eukaryota; Fungi; Ascomycota; Eurotiomycetes; Eurotiales; Aspergillaceae
Product: putative arginine transporter
Exons: 2
Coding region: 486-2171 (561 amino acids)
Biological process (GO): amino acid transmembrane transport
Cellular component (GO): membrane
Molecular function (GO): amino acid transmembrane transporter activity
Source: RefSeq, a predicted model, not a curated record